UAAACAACCGCUGACGGAAUAGCACACGUCACAUCAUAACAGACUGAAUCGACUCACAUAUGAUCACUUAUAUUUUUCACAAUCGAUUCGACUUUUACGCAUUAUGUUCUCUAAAUAAACAGCGUGUAAUUUCACAAUACUGCUACGUCUCCGAGUAGAUAACCACACCCCGGACCCUUCGAGAUAUUUUUAGCGCUGAUGAUGUCCGCUGUCAUCUAACGUAACGGAAAGAUCGUCCCGGGAAUCAAACGAGAGCGAGCAUACGUACCCGUGCGCGCCCGCAUUGAGGAUCGCUUUAUUUACCAUGAAGACGGAACGGGGUUUUAUAAUAUGGACAGCGAUGCUCCUUUAUGGGUUAUCUGUUAUAAAAGGUCAAACAUCAAACGUUCCCCCAGAUGUGAGCUCCAUCACUGCUCUUAAUGAAGUCAUUCCUACUGAUCAUGUGACUUUAAAAAGUGUUUAUUUGGAAUCACAAUCUUUAGCCUAUCAAAAUAGCUCCCUGUCUCCUUCUCCAAAACCUGAGAUCACACCUACGGCUUCUCCUCCAUCACGAGCAAACAGCGAGACUGCAGUGCACGGUAACAUCUCUGCAUCACAAACACCUGAGCUGGAAGAUGUCACCACCCUCAUGAUGGAGGCAGCCUCAGCACCAGCUUCUUCUGCAAGCAGCUCAUCACUCUCUCAAGUGGAGAGCACUUUUUCAGAAUCAUUAGUCACCACAGCUCCUGCAACAUCCAUCAAUUCAAGUGAAGGACGUCAGAUGUUUUCUCUAACCAGUAGUGUGGUGCAGAAGACACAAACAGCUGUACCAGUCACAACCUCUUACCCAGCAUCUCAGUUUGCUCUGACUGGGAGUUCAAAGGUCACUGGCCCUGCUCCACUGGAAGAUGAACCUUCUGAAUUGGAUGUAGGGGAUGAAGAUUCAGGCAAAGUUCCACAUCGUCCAGCCUCCCCGCUAGAUCCCCUGCUCGCUGCUCUGGUCUCCAUUUUCAUUAUUUGCACCGCUAUGGUGUCAGCAAUCCUUUUCCUCAGGUUCCGCCAAAGGAAUGAGCAUCCAGAGUUUCAUCGGCUUCAAGACCUUCCUAUGGAUGAUCUCCUUGAAGACACCCCAUUGUCAAGAUACAGCUAUUAGUAGGAGAGAACUUAGGGACACUGAUUUAUUAUAUAGUAUGGUCGCUCAGGCACCCUGUAGAGUAAUUCAGUAAAUGUAAAUCAGUUUUUCUUAAAUGAUCCACUACUGAUCUAUGAUCAGACGUGUUUAAUGCUUCUCAGGUGGUAUGUGUUGUGCAAAUAAUGCUAGUCAUAAAAUGCCUUAAUGCUAAAAUUUGGUAUCAUAAUAUAAAAAAAGACAGAACAGGAUGGAACAUAUUUACAGGAAUUAUGCUGAAAACUGAUAAAGGUGUAAAUAUAUGCUGAUAGUGAUAGAAAAUUAAAAAACUUAAUAAUAAACCUAAAUCAAAAAUAGGCAUAGUCCUUUAAUUUCCUGCCAACCAAUCAGAAGUGGUAGCCCUCAGCAAUAUCACAAGGUUUGGAAUUACAGAAAUUGCCAAAAAUGUGAUAUUUAUGGAAGUUGUGAUCAAAACAUGAAAUAUUAAUCAACAGUUCUCUUCUUCACAUUUGUCAGAAGCUACAGUACGGUUGAUUGCAUAGACAUUUACAACUUUGGUGAAUUCAUUUAUUUUUUAGACAGAUCUACACAAGGAUGCCAGGAUUCAAGAAAAAUGUCUUUGAACUAUUGCAGUCUUAGAGCUAUGUUGUAGUGCAGUGUGCAAAACAGAAUCAAUUUAUUAAAAUUGUUUGACAUUGUUCAGAAUGAGUAAAAUGUGGGGGUCAAACUGAAUUGUGGUCUUGAUAUUACUGAUAAAGUUUAUUAGAUCUUAUAAAGGUUUAAAGUAGUUCAAAUAACUCGACAUUAAUUUUAGCAUAAUUACUGAUGUUUACUCUGGUAUUUGUGGUAAAUCUAGUGCCUAAUGUACUUUGUGCCAAAACUAAUUUACGGUAAUAUAUAUUGCACUGUUGUGUUGUUGAGAUUAACUUGUUAAAUCUCUAGUAAAAUGUUUGUAAUAAAAAAGGAAAGACUUUUU
This is a messenger RNA of Triplophysa dalaica, 2084 nucleotides long. RefSeq lists its product as uncharacterized. NCBI's taxonomy places the organism in Eukaryota, Metazoa, Chordata, Actinopteri, Cypriniformes, Nemacheilidae. The transcript is spliced from 5 exons. The coding region runs from base 305 to 1132 and encodes 275 amino acids. The record is from RefSeq and is a predicted model, not a curated record.